GUUGACAAUCUUUGACAUAUUCCUUAAAGAAAGAGGUUAUUUCACGAAAACAUUAAAAGAAAAUCGUUUUAUAUAGUUUUGAUUGAUGUUAUUUUUACCUAAAACAGUUUAUAAAGUAGUCUUUUUUGCUUACUAAACGUUAGAAAUAAAUAAAAAACGAUGCAGAACAGUGCUCGUGAUAAUAAUCAUCCGGGUCAUUCCAUGUUGAUGAGCACACGGGAAAAAGAGAAAUAUAUCGAAAAUUUUAAUUUUCCUUAUUGUGACGACUCCGUUAAAUACGAAAAAGUAACGAAAAUCGGUCAAGGGACGUUUGGUGAAGUGUUCAAAGCGAGAGAUAAAAGUAAUGUAAAAAAGUUUGUAGCCUUAAAAAAGGUGUUAAUGGAUAAUGAAAAGGAAGGGUUUCCAAUAACAGCUUUACGUGAAAUUAGGAUAUUACAACUUUUAAAACACGAGAAUGUGGUUAAUUUAAUAGAAAUAUGUAAAACAAAGGCGUCUCAAGUAAAUCGAUAUAGAUCGACGUUUUAUUUAGUGUUUGAUUUUUGCGAACAUGACUUGGCUGGGUUAUUAUCUAACGUUAAUGUUAAAUUUAGUUUAGGGGAAAUUAAAAAAGUUAUGCAACAAUUAUUAAAUGGUUUAUACUACAUACAUAGCAAUAAAAUACUUCAUAGAGACAUGAAAGCUGCAAAUGUUCUUAUUACGAAAAACGGUGUUUUAAAAUUAGCCGAUUUUGGAUUGGCUAGAGCAUUUAGUGUUAGUAAACUUGGGGUACCAAAUAGAUUUACGAAUCGUGUAGUUACUUUAUGGUAUAGGCCCCCAGAAUUACUUUUAGGUGAAAGGAAUUAUGGUCCACCUGUUGAUUUAUGGGGUGCAGGAUGUAUAAUGGCUGAAAUGUGGACUAGAUCACCGAUUAUGCAAGGAAAUAGUGAACAACAACAAUUAAUGUUUAUUUGUCAACUUUGUGGAUCAAUUACACCGCAAGUCUGGCCUGGAGUUGAAAAUUUAGAGUUGUAUAAGAAAAUGGAAUUACCUCAACAACAAAAAAGAAAAGUUAAAGAAAGAUUAAAAUAUUAUUUAAAAGAUCCGUACGCUUGUGAUUUAUUAGACAAAUUAUUAAUAUUGGAUCCAUCAAAACGAAUAGAUGCAGAUGCAGCUUUAAAUCACGACUUCUUUUGGUCGGAUCCAAUGCCUUGCGAUUUAGGGAAAAUGUUAGCUAAUCACACUCAGAGUAUGUUUGAAUAUUUGGCACCACCGAGAAGACCAAAUAACAUGCGUACUCAUCACCAAAUCCCUGGGGCCAGACCAACUACGUCAACCACACAAGAUAAUGGAUAUCAAGACAGAGUUUUUUAAGUAAAAUAAAUUUAAAAAAAUCGA
Messenger RNA from Onthophagus taurus, 1374 nucleotides. RefSeq names its product Cyclin-dependent kinase 9 (gene Cdk9). Lineage: Eukaryota; Metazoa; Arthropoda; Insecta; Coleoptera; Scarabaeidae. Gene Ontology annotation, cellular component: nucleus. The record is from RefSeq and is a predicted model, not a curated record. Gene Ontology annotation, biological process: protein phosphorylation. Gene Ontology annotation, molecular function: RNA polymerase II CTD heptapeptide repeat kinase activity; cyclin-dependent protein serine/threonine kinase activity; ATP binding.